This is a messenger RNA of Ochotona curzoniae (black-lipped pika), 2311 nucleotides long. It is a transcript of the gene CCDC112, whose product is annotated as coiled-coil domain containing 112. The transcript is spliced from 10 exons. Bases 126 to 1697 code for a protein of 523 amino acids. Lineage: Eukaryota; Metazoa; Chordata; Mammalia; Lagomorpha; Ochotonidae. The record is from RefSeq and is a predicted model, not a curated record.
CAGCCGCUCCCUCACGUUGGCGGCCACGCCCGCGGCUCCGCCCCUCACGGCGCCGGGGCGCGAGGACGCCGGGCGCGAGCCCCCAGGGUUCGGGGGCCGCGGCGGGCGCGUCUCGGCGAGGGAACAUGGCCGCCCUGACGACAGUGGUGGUAGCGGCCGCGGCCACGGCGGUGGCCGGGGCUGUGGCGGGGGCGGCGGGCGGGAGCGGCGCGAGGGCGGCACCGGCGCCGCAACAGAAUGAUGGUGGCUGUAGCGCUGCAAGCGGAGUUCGUCCUUUUCAGCUUCAAAGCUGGAAACAGAAAGCUAGUCGCACUAAGAAAGCAGAACUUGUACGUACUGCAGAGAGACUGAACAAUCAAAUUAUUAUCAUAGAAAAAGAGAAAUACAAUCAUUUCUACAACCAAAAAGGUGACUUGAGGAUGGAGCGUAGUAUGCUGGAAGAAUUGGAAAAUAAAUUGAUUAACAGCAGGAAAACAGAAAGAACAAAAAUCCAACAACAGUUGGCCAAAAUAUAUAACAAUGUAAAGAAACUUCAGCAUCAGUUAAAAAAUGUGAAACCUACACCUGAUUUUGUUGAAAAGCUCAGAGAAACGAUGGAAGAAAUUGAAAAUGCAAUUAACACUUUUAAAGAAGAGCAGAGGCUGAUAUAUGACAAGCUUAUUAAAGAAGAGAGGACAGCUAAUAAUGAGUUGACUGCGAUAUCAAAAAAAAUUGACAUGUGGCCUUUGGGCAAUUUAGAGAAGGAUAAGGCUCCCAGGGCAGCCUCGAGCAGAGUUCCGGGGGACAAGGGACCACCUAGCACCCUUCCAGAAGAAGUCGUGGACUUUGAGAAGUUCCUGCAGCAGACAGGAGGGCGGCUGGGCGGCUGGGAUGCGUACGAUCAUCAGAACUUUGUGAAGGUGAGAAACAGACACCAGGGGAAGCCAGCGUUUGUGGGAGCAGCUCUCGAGCACCUCCCAGGAAGAACACAGGAGGAGGUGCAGCAGCAUGAGAAGUGGUACCAGAAGUUCCUAGCUCUGGAGGAAAGAAAAAGAGAGUCUAUUCAAAAUUGGAAAACUAAAAAACAGCAAAAAAAGGAGGAAAUUUUCAAGUUAAAGGACAAGGCAGACAACAUGCCUGUGCUUUCUCGUAAUGAAAAUGAAGACAGUCCAAAACAGAAGGAGGAACAAAGAAAGAAGCAGAAAUUGGCAGUUGAAGCUUGGAAGAAACAGAAAAGUCUAGAAUUGUCCAUGAAACAUGCUUCCCAGUUAAAAGAAGAAGAAGAGAAACAGAAGCGGCAGCAGAAAGCACGCCAGCGUCAGUUUAAACUGAAGCUGCUGCUGGAAGGCUACACCCAGCAGAAGAAAGAGCAGGAGGAAAUGUUGAGGCUUGAAAAGGAGCUGAGGGAGAAGGCAGAAAGAGCAGAGAAAAGAAAAACAGCUGCUGGUGAAAUUUCCAGGUUUCAGGAAAGAGAUUUACAAAAACUUGAAUUGAAAAUUUUAGACAGACAAGCAAAGGAAGAUGAAAAGGCAGAAAAACAAAGAAGACUGGUGAAAUUAAAAGAAAAGGUUGAAAACCAUGUUGGGAGAGAUCCCACGAGGCUCCAUAGACCCACCAAAGGCUGGGAAGAACGAAUGAAAAAGAUGGGACCAACUGGCUGUGGGCCACUGCUGCACAUCCCACACAGGGCCGUUCCGACGUGGAGACAGGGAUUGUAGGGGAUGGUGAAAUCGGUGUUGAGCUGAGAGUGCUGUGCUGUGUGGUUAUGCCAGCAGAAGGGCACCAGCUGUGCUUGUAACAUCACUGUCCUGCUAGACGGUCCGCGUGCCCUGAGAGCUGUAACGGGUACUGUUGUGUUGCACAGCGGGUUCCUGCUGGGGGCGUGCAAUAUUUAAUUUGUAUGUUAGCUUGUUAAUGAAACGAAAGGUGUUCAAACAUGCUCAUGUUACAAACAUUGUUCCGUUUAAUACUCAGAACAUUUCAAAGAUACUUUGUCAUGGCAUGAAAAAAAUGGAGGCAAAGAUUUUUAAGCCAAAAUUUUUAUAACUUUUGUAACUUGUAGGUAAGUUGGCUUGAGUGAGAAAUGUUAAGUGGUUUUCUUGUUUUGAGUUAUGAAGCAAGUUAUUACUUUUCUAAGUUUAACAAAUUGGUAAUUUGAUUAUAAGAAUUUUGUGUAAUAAACAUUUUGUAUUUGUUUUACGCAUGCUUUGUUUUUUAUGGAGAAUAUUUUAAAAAUAUGCCUCGGCCCUCAUAUGUGGUGUGAUCGAUGGAUUCUUUCUAGUUCCUUCAGCUAUUGUUUCCCUUCAGCCUUUCUCAGCUUCACACAUUUAUA